AUGGACAAGUCUGGAGAUUGUUACGUAGGGGACAGACUUACGAAGAUCAUGGAUGGCAUCACUUUCAAUUGGGACUGGAGCAGAAAUCCAAUAGGAACUCGUGAAGUCCAGGACGUUUCGGAUUUGGAAAAAAUGUGUUAUGAAACGAAUCUUAGCAACAAGGAAGACCAAUGGAUUUGCACUCUGGAUGACACGGGGGCCUUCUCGGUUACGAGGAUGAGAGCUCUAAUCGAUUCAAAGUACCUUAGAAAGGACAACCAUCCUACAAGUUGGAACAAGCUCAUUCCGAGUAAGGUUAAGAUUCAUAUUUGGAGAACUUGCCGGGACAAAUUGCCUACUUUAGAUAAUCUUGUCAAGAGAGGUAUUACGGUGGAUACCAAUAAAUGUAUUCUUUGUAAAGAGGAAGCGGAAGAUGUUAACCACAUUUUUUUGGGUUGCAAGAAGACAGGAGUGGUGAGGGAGGCUAUCAACAAAUGGUGCAAUGGUGCCUUUGAUGUGGACGGGAGCUUAUCGGUGGGUGAGGUCUUUUACAACUUAGGCUCCCAUAAACCAAAAUCCAAACCAGACUUCAAAGAGUUGCUGCUUGUUGCGUAUUGUUGGACAAUUUCGAAGGGUCGAAAUGCUGAAAUAUUCAAAGGUGUACCUUUCAAUUCUUACCGUGCGGCUAACGAUAUUCAGUUUUAUGUAUACUCUUGGCUUUGUAAUCGUAGUAAGGAUCAUGGCAAGUUAGAUUGGAAUAGGUGGUCUUGUAACCCGGACAUGGUGUAA
Cynara cardunculus var. scolymus (artichoke) is the source of this 768-nucleotide messenger RNA. RefSeq lists its product as uncharacterized. NCBI's taxonomy places the organism in Eukaryota, Viridiplantae, Streptophyta, Magnoliopsida, Asterales, Asteraceae. The record is from RefSeq and is a predicted model, not a curated record. The transcript has a single exon. The coding region runs from base 1 to 768 and encodes 255 amino acids.